Molecule: messenger RNA, 1438 nt
Organism: Topomyia yanbarensis
Lineage: Eukaryota; Metazoa; Arthropoda; Insecta; Diptera; Culicidae
Exons: 1
Coding region: 171-563 (130 amino acids)
Source: RefSeq, a predicted model, not a curated record
AGUGUUGCGGUUACGUCAGCCCCACAGCUAGCUGGACAAUCCUAGAUCCUCGAAUGCCAAGACUAUUUGAUGCGAAAAAAGCGAGAAGUAGAGCGUAGCUUUCUGUUCUGGAGGUAUUUUGAGAGAUAACCAAAAAAAAGUAAUAUAAAAAAGUUAGUCAGAAAAAAAAAAUGGUUGCUACCAAGCACCGAAUUGCGUCUCGAUUCGAAAAGUCAAACAAUCUAGACGAUUGGAUCCGUAAGAUCAAGAACAAGAAAUUCAUGGUUAAGCGUGAAACUCGCGGACAGGACUUGCGAGUGCUGGCCAUGCUCACGGAAGCACUUUCUCACGCCGAAGAAUGCCAACGGCGUGAGAAAAUUCGCAAGCAGGAAGAUAGAGCCAUUAAGUGGGCCCGGAUCCGUUCCCGACUCGCGGAACCGCCGCGUAUGUACUGUGACCUGGAGGAGGAGGAAGAGGACGAAAAAUCGUGUAAAGCGUCCGACGCCAUCUGGAGUGAAGAUUUUAACGGAAUCAAUACUUUCAUAACGGAACUGAGCAGUAUCAAGACCCCCAUUAGUCGAUAGAUAUAGUUGUUGAACGGGGGUUUUUUUCCACGUAAUUUUCCAUCAAACAAAAUGUACUUGAUAGGGAACAUUCUCCUGAUCUCAUCAAUGAGAAUGCAAUCACUAGAACUCGCUGGGCGUCACUUCGCUGCGACGUAGUUUGAUACGUUCGAACCACCGAUAAUAAGAGUUGUGGAAACAUUUCUUAUAAUCGGUCGCCAUUUUGAAAACUGAAAAUUUUCAUCAUGUUCGAUCAUGCUCUCUUACACACGCGCUCUCACGAAUACACCGAUGCAGCCGCCGUGAGUGGUGUGGGCCCAGGAAGAAUGCGCGCUUGGCAUCAAUGCCAACCGCGGCUAUAUUUGAACUGGGCAACCUGUCGUGGCUAUCGCUUCGCUGUAUGUGUGCGUGUUAGCGUGCGUCGCUUUCAGCGGGGAAUCUUGCUCGCUCAUUUGUGCACUUUCCCUUCUCGACAUAGACGAAUGUCGAUGACGGCGACGACGAACGGGGUUUCGAGUGCAAUGUUUCCCAAUCGCCUUGGGUUCUCCCCACCCGUCGUCAGCCAUAUUUACCUUAAGCGGUCGAAAAUCGAGUACGCGCGUAGCGACGCGACGCCACAGUGAGAGAGAGGGGGCAAACAAAAGCCUUUGUUUGAAAGUAGUUUUUUUCCUUCUUUUGGAGGAAAAUUCCACCAAUGCAAUCGAAGACACGAGAGUUGCGAAGGCUGAGAAAAAAUUGUGAUGAAAUCAUCGAGUUAAAGAUGUAUAUAUUUUUGUAAACUGAUUUGUACAAAGCUUUUUAUUCCUCCGUGGUCAGGUUUAGGCGAUGAUUAGUCCGCCUCCGUUUUUUUCAAGAACACGACAGAAAAAGAAACAGUAGGCCUCGACACACGAGAG